AUGUCUACAUUAGCUAAAAAUAGAGUCAAAAGCUCUUGGACUCCCUUAACUAAUGGAGAAACGAAUAACAAGUUAUUUGAAGAAAGAAAAAAGUUGACUGAGAAAUGGUUUGAGAAAUGGUCAGAAAAGCAACGUGCCAAUGUGCUAUCAUCAUUGCUGCAGCUAUGCACUCAGAAGCAGUUAAGGUAUGUGGACCAAUUUGUAAACAGCAGAUUGCCAACCAAUCAAGAUGACUUCACUCGAAUUCUCCCUCGUGUCAUCACUCUCUACAUCUUUUCAUUUCUAGAUCCCCGAAGUUUGUGCCGAUGUGCUCAGGUUUGUUGGUAUUGGAAACAGUUGUCUGAGUUGGAUCAGUUAUGGCUACCAAAAUGUGUGCGUUUUGGUUGGUAUCUUCCCCACCUUCCAACUCCAUUUGAAACCUGUGUGUGGAAAAGACAUUAUGUGGACCAAAUCCAGAGCUUGAGGCUGUUUAGAACAAAAGCAUCAUCUCCAGAUCUUGAAUUAGAAAAGUUAAAACUAGACAGUAAACGAGAGCAGCGGCAAAACACAUCUAAGCUUUCUUCCAAGAAAACCAAGAAACCUUGGAGGGGUUCAGACCCUCAUCCAAAGGAUAUGAUCCGUUACAACUAUCUGGAUAAUACCGAUGACUACACUAAAAGUUGUAAAGAAGAUUUCUAUAAAACAACAGAAAAACCAAACCUUUCUGCCAUUAGUAAACAGAUACUAAAUGCAACUUACACCAUCAAGUACAGCCAACGGUCAAAAUCACUUUCGAAGUUAAAUUCAACAGACAGGACUUCUGUUUUUUCUGGCCAUGAUUCUAGCAAUAUGGAUCAUUUGUUAAAUACAACCACCACCAUGAACCCAAUGCUUGUCCAAACAGCCGAGAAUUUUACAGACUCAGUGAAGAGACCACCUCCAGUUGUUCAGCAUAAAAAGACACCAAGAGUUCAAUCUGCACGAACACCUCGGGAUCCACCUUCUACUGCUUUAUUUCCUUCUCAGCCAUGGGCAAUUCCAGUUGGUGGUGAUGAAAACACAGACUCAGAUUCCUGA
Messenger RNA from Acanthosepion pharaonis, 1056 nucleotides. The record is from the annotation of a GenBank genome assembly. Lineage: Eukaryota; Metazoa; Mollusca; Cephalopoda; Sepiida; Sepiidae.